Messenger RNA from Ectocarpus sp. CCAP 1310/34, 5077 nucleotides. The record is from the annotation of a GenBank genome assembly. NCBI's taxonomy places the organism in Eukaryota, Phaeophyceae, Ectocarpales, Ectocarpaceae.
CCCCUCGGCAUUUGCCAGUUGCCCCCUGGCGCUCCUGCUUCUGCUGCUCCUCGCUGCUCGCCCUUUCGCAGCACAGCAGGAACAUCAUGUCACAGCAGUAUGUUGCCACAGCUAAGAAAGCGACAGCUGUCAGUAAGUCUCUGGUGUGCCAUUUCACCGGGCCGGAUGAUUUGAACUUGGUGAUCGCGAAAGGUGCACACCUCGAGAUCCGAGCUAUCACCGCGGAGGGCCUUCAGCACAGGCUCGACGUUCCGCUUUAUGGCGCGAUCGCAACCAUGGAAGCAUAUCGCCUAACGGACGACAACUGCGAGCGUAUUUUCGUCCUCACGGAGCGCUAUCAGUUUUGUGUUCUCCAGUACGAUGUAGCACGGCAGGAAAUCCGCACGAGAAGCAGCGGCUCGGUGAAGGAUCGCAUCGGUCGCGCCAUUGACAACAGCAAGAUUGGCGUCAUUGAUCCGCAGAGCCGCAUGAUUGGUCUUCACCUGUAUGAAGGUUACUUCAAGGUCAUUCCAAUGGAUACCAAGGGGCAGCUGAAGGACGCUUUCAACAUCCGGCUGGAAGAACUGGAGGUGCUAGACAUCCAAUUUCUCUCCGGAUGUCCCAAGGCUACGAUCGCAGUGCUGUACCAGGAUCAGCGCAAUGCCCGCCACAUCAAAACGUACACGAUCAGCACGCGUGACAAGGAAUUUGACACCGGACCUUGGGCGCAGUUGAACGUAGAACACAACGCCAGCGAACUCAUCCCUGUCCCCGCGCCCUUUGGCGGGGUUGUUAUUCUUGGACACCAGACAAUCUGUUACCACAGCGGGAAGGCUUUCAUCACCAUUCCGAUUCAGAACACAAGGAUGUGCGCGUACGGGUGGGUUGACGCAGAUGGAUCGCGCCUACUUGUCAGUGAUCACUCUGGAGGCCUGCACGUCGUCAUUCUCACGCCCGAUGCGACGAGUACUGCCGUGGAGACAGCUCACAUCGAGGCACUUGGGGAGACGAGUUGUGCCUCUAGCAUUUCCUACCUGGACAACGGUGUGGUGUUCAUCGGAAGUGCUUUCGGAGACAGCCAGCUAAUCAAGCUUAACCCAGAAAAGGAUGCGCAAGGCACCUACAUCCAAGUGCUGGAAACCUACGACAACCUUGGGCCCAUAUUGGACAUGUGUGUCGCAGACCUGGACCGGCAGGGACAGGGACAGGCUGUUACGUGCAGCGGCUGCAGCAAGGACGGGUCGUUACGAAUCAUUCGCAAUGGCAUCGGGAUCAACGAGCACGCUGCCAUAGAACUUGCCGGUAUCAAGGGGAUGUGGUCUCUUCGCCCGUCGAACACAAAUCACGACAAGUACCUGGUCCAAGCAUUUAUCAGCGAGACUCGUGUGUUGGCCUUUGAGGAGGAUGAAGACGGUGACCACCAGCUCGCAGAAGGAGAAAUCGCGGGGUUUCAAGAAGGCUGCUCGCUGUUCUGCGGUUGCGUCAGUGGGAACAUGGCUGUUCAAGUAACCAAGAGGGGUGUCGUCCUCAUCUGUUGUGAUGGUCUCCAAGAAAUCGACCGGUGGGACCCGCCAACCGAUCUCAACAUUACAGUGGCUUCUGGUAACGCAACAAGAGUCGUGCUUGCGCUCGGUGGUGGCAACCUGGUGCAUCUGGAGGUAGAUGCGACAGCCAAGAAGCUAGUGCAAAAGGCGCGCGUUCAGCUUGACAACGAAAUUGCGUGCAUCAGCCUCAAUCCCCCAAGCAACCAACCGGUCUCGAACGCUGACCCAGCGACAGCGGCAAUGGAGUGUGACGAGGAGAGCAAGUUGGAUUCGCUUGUGGCUGUGGGGAUGUGGACAGAUAUGACGGUGCGACUAUUGUCCCUACCGGACCUUCAGGGAGUGUCAUCCCAGCCUCUUGGAGGUGAUACUCAGGCCCGCUCUGUGAUUCUGGCUACCAUUGCUGAUGUACACUACCUUUUCGUCGGCUUGGGUGAUGGCCAUGUAGUUUCGUUCCCCCUCGAGGUGACUGCCGAGUCAACGCUGGCAUUGGGGACGCCAAAGAAGGUGGCCCUGGGAACUCAGCCAGUAGGACUUGCCUGUUUCCGCAACAACGGAAUGGUGUGUGUCUUUGUCGCCAGCGACCGCCCUGCGGUCAUCUACUGCAGCGGAGGCAAGCUCCUGUACGCCAACGUCAACAUGGGCGAGGUCAACUCCGUUUGCUCUUUCGACUCCAGUGAGCUCCCCCACUGCUUGGCAUUGGCGAGUGAAAAUAGCUUGACCAUCGGCACCAUCGAUGACAUCCAGAAGCUUCAUAUCCAGAAAGUCAGCCUUGGAGAAGCACCGCAGCGUAUAACCCACCACGAUUCGGGCCGGAUGUUUGGUAUCAUCACCACCAGCUACCGUGCGGUGGAGAACAGCGACGAGGAGGAAGAGCACAACUUCGUCAAGUUUUUGGAUGACACGAACUUCGAAGAGCUGUACUGCCAUCCCCUCGACGCAUUCGAGAAUGGAUCCUCAAUGGUGUCCUGCGUAUUCGCAAAUGACAAGAAGGAAUACUUGGUGGUGGGCACUGGGUAUGUCCGGGAAGAUGAAUUUGAGCCUGCGGUCGGGCGAUUGCUAGUCUUUAGCGUGGAAGGCCAAGGUGCGGAACGCAAAGUGGAUCUUGCGGCAGAAGUGGAAACACGGGGGGCUGUGUACGUGCUCAACGGUUUCAACGGCAAACUCCUCGCAUGCAUCAACAGCAAGGUGCAACUUUUCCGAUGGAUUGAAAAGGAUGAUGGGAUCCAGGAGCUCCAGACCGAGUGCGGGUAUCACGGGCACAUCCUGGCGCUGCACAUGCAGAGCCGGGGUGACUUCAUCAUCGUUGGAGACCUCAUGCGUUCCAUGAGUCUACUCGUCUACAAGGCAGUCGAUGGUGCUAUCGAGGGACUACCACGCAAACUGGAUGACGGCGGUCGAGAUGCUGAACGACGACGUGUACAUCGGCGGAGAAGCCGACUGCAACAUCUUCACUUUGCGAAGAAAUGCAGGCAAGUAGACGCUGCAACCGAAGAAGAAAGGGCUCGGCUGGAGAUCCAGGGCGAGUUCCAUCUCGGCGAGUUCGUGAACAAGUUUUGCCAGGGAUCUCUUCUCAUGCAGUCUUCCGAGGUAAACAGUUCAGGUGGGAUGGACAGUCCACUCGUAAAGGGACAACCGCUACUUUUUGGGACUGUCAAUGGCAUGGUGGGAACAAUCCUCACGUUGACGGAGGACAAUCACCGGUUUUUGGCUCAAUUACAAACUGCGAUGACCAAGGUCGUGAAGGGGGUCGGAGGCUUCAGUCACGAUGAAUGGCGAUCAUUCACCAACGGGCGCCGGACGUCCCCGUCUUCGAAUUUCAUCGAUGGAGAUCUGGUUGAAUCUUACCUCGACAUGCCUCGUCACAACCAAGAAGAGGUGUUGAGGCACGUCGACACGCCAGUGGGAGAUGAGCAGUGGGCCGUGGAGGAUGUAGUCGUCAGGGUCGAAGAAAUGCAGCGGUUGCACUAGGAAAAGUAGAGUUGGCACGCAUGACUUUGUUGUAUAUAUUGGGCUCAUCGCGCUUCGCCGGAUUUUACGGCGGCACGGUGGGCUGGAUCUUGUACGAUGAGGACGAGUGGUUUCGAUGUAUUCUUGUGAAAGCAUGAUGGAAGCAGACACUCCUCCCCAAUUGAUUUGCCAGCAAGCGAAAGGCAUCACACAGAGAGCAAAAACGCGACUGCAUGGAGCGAAGAGGAUUCUCCUAUCGUUCAACAUCAGGUGUCGCUGAUUGUUGCUGCCCAAAAAUUGGGUGUAACGUCGCCGAGGUCAGGACGUUACAUUGAAACGUCCUCCGCCCUCGCUAUCUCGCACGUCGUCAUUGAGUUCUGCGUGUCGCACGCGGCCGAAUCUUAGACACGGGAACAGAUACCGUAAUCGCAAGCUCUACAGCGGCCUAUUUAGGCGCCAUCUAAAUAGCCCCCGUACUACAUCGCUCGCGAGGGUGGACCGCUGACGCAAAAUCGAAACCUAAAUACCAAAAAUCUGCCACAUGCAACCGUUCUCGUUUCGACGUAACCACAGCCAACGAACCGUCUUGACCCUGCCGCUUGACUGGGCCUGACGUCUUGGUCCGCGGUCCAUGUUUCCACCAUCAAAGCACAGCUACGACUGCACGCAGACGACAAGGUGAAAGCAGGUGGCUAUCGCUAGCUGAUGAGACCGAGCACCCAAACGUCAUAUACAUGAGGUGUGAGGCUCUGGUUAACCGUCGACCCACAUUUAUUGGCUUCAUAUAUGGUGAAAUGCAUAGAUUUUUCACUUUCGGUGCUACAACACCGCGGGUCAUGGAUUCGGAGUCUACACGGUAUGCAUAGGACACAACUAAAUUUCCUAACGCACUCUCUGCUCCAAAAUGCUAAAGAACCCACACCUUUUUUUGAAUAAUAACUCGUGGAUACAAGUUGUAGCCUUACCUUCUACGAGCAUUGCACGUCUUGCUUAGUCUAGGUCCUGGGUUUGCAUUGCGUGGAAGGAAGCCUUGAAAAGUGUAGUUUGUCGGGAGAAUACCUGAAGGUCGGAAGCGUCGAGAGGCCGACAGGCUUGGAAUUUUCCUCAAGAAAUAUUGUUGGAUAUUACGCUUUGUUCAUUAAGGUAGAUAACGCUGCUUCGCAUUGUCUUGGGAAAAAUAGUUCCACUCACAGAAGGACCACCCGUUCGAGAUAUACCCGCAAUAUGUAUUCUACCGCUUGUGGUGACCACCUUCAUAAAGGUGGAAACUCCCCAACGCCUGUCGAGGACGAAACCCUCUUUUCCACAAUGGCGUCGACGAAGAGAUGUCAGCGUGUCUGCUUUUGGUUGCAAAAGACACGGGUUCAAAACUCGCUGCUCACCUAAUUUUCUUCCGGAGUACGGAAAAAAGAAAAACGGUGGGUGGGCCAAGAAACGAUGCACUGUCUAUCGAACUCGAAACUUCUCGCAAUGCGUGGCGGAAGUGGCGCACCCGCACCACGCACAGAGGAUUGUUGGAAAAAAUGUGGUUCUGCUCGCCGCCAGCCGGUCGGGUUCCGGUUACCCCAAGAAGUCUUCUCUUGCCUAGCAAACAAGAAGAAGCCUCG